GCUUUGCCCUGGCAGAGCCCUUCCCUCCUACCAGCUGUUUCCAGGUGUCCUGGUCCAACCCACUGUGGCUGUUGUCUCUCCUUCCCCAGGCAGCUGAUGGAGAACCAGAUUGGAGCAGUGGAGCGGGGAGCGUUCGAUGACAUGAAGGAACUGGAGCGACUACGACUGAACCGGAACCAGCUUCACAUGUUGCCAGAAUUGCUGUUCCAGAACAACCAGGCUCUGUCCAGACUGGACCUAAGUGAGAAUGCCAUCCAGGCCAUCCCCAGGAAGGCUUUCCGGGGAGCCACUGACCUCAAAAAUCUACAGCUGGACAAGAACCAGAUUAGCUGUAUCGAGGAAGGGGCCUUCCGUGCCCUGCGGGGGCUGGAGGUGUUGACCCUGAACAACAACAACAUCACCACCAUUCCUGUGUCCAGCUUCAACCACAUGCCCAAGCUCCGGACCUUCCGCCUGCACUCCAAUCACCUGUUCUGCGACUGCCACCUGGCCUGGCUCUCACAGUGGCUAAGACAGAGGCCAAGCAUUGGGCUCUUCACCCAGUGCUCAGGGCCCGCCAGCCUGCGGGGCCUCAAUGUAGCUGAGGUCCAGAAGAGUGAGUUCAGCUGCUCAGGUCAGGGAGAGGCAGGGCGUGUGGCCACCUGCACCCUCUCCUCCGGCUCCUGCCCGGCCAUGUGUGCCUGUAGCAAUGGCAUCGUGGAUUGCCGUGGUAAAGGCCUCACUGCCAUCCCUGCCAACCUGCCCGAGACCAUGACGGAGAUCCGUCUGGAGCUCAAUGGGAUCAAGUCCAUCCCCCCUGGAGCCUUCUCUCCCUACAGAAAGCUGCGCAGGAUAGACCUGAGCAACAACCAGAUAGCCGAGAUUGCACCUGAUGCCUUCCAUGGCCUCCGCUCCUUGAACUCACUGGUCCUCUAUGGGAACAAGAUCACAGACCUGCCUCGUGGUGUGUUUGGAGGCCUGUACACCUUACAACUCCUGCUCCUGAACGCCAACAAGAUCAACUGCAUCCGACCCGAUGCCUUCCAGGACCUGCAAAACCUCUCGCUCCUCUCCCUGUAUGACAACAAGAUCCAGAGUCUCGCCAAGGGCACGUUCACCUCCCUGCGGGCCAUCCAGACCCUGCAUCUGGCCCAGAACCCUUUCAUCUGUGACUGCAACCUCAAGUGGCUGGCGGACUUCCUGCGCACCAACCCCAUCGAGACCAGUGGGGCUCGCUGCGCCAGCCCCCGGCGCCUGGCCAACAAGCGCAUCGGGCAGAUCAAGAGCAAGAAAUUCCGGUGCUCAGCCAAAGAGCAGUACUUCAUCCCAGGCACCGAAGAUUAUCAUCUGAACAGCGAGUGCAGCAGCGAUGUCACCUGUCCCCACAAGUGCCGCUGUGAGGCCAGUGUGGUGGAAUGCUCCAGCCUGAAGCUGUCCAAGAUCCCCGAGCGCGUGCCCCAGUCCACGGCCGAGCUGCGGUUGAACAACAAUGACAUCUCCAUCCUGGAGGCCACAGGGAUGUUUAAGAAACUUACACACCUGAAGAAAAUAAACCUGAGCAACAACAAGGUAUCAGAAAUUGAAGAUGGGACAUUUGAGGGCGCGUCCUCUGUCAGUGAACUGCAUCUGACCGCCAACCAACUCGAGUCCAUCCGGAGUGGCAUGUUCCGGGGUCUGGAUGGCCUGCGCACCCUGAUGCUGAGGAACAACCGCAUCAGCUGUGUUCACAACGACAGCUUCACAGGCCUGCACAAUGUCCGCCUCCUCUCACUGUAUGACAAUCACAUAACCACCAUCUCCCCCGGGGCCUUCGACACCCUCCAGGCCCUCUCCACGCUAAACCUCCUGGCCAACCCUUUCAACUGUAACUGCCAGCUGGCCUGGCUGGGCGACUGGCUGCGGAGGAGGAAGAUUGUGACAGGGAACCCCCGGUGCCAGAACCCAGACUUCUUGCGGCAGAUUCCCCUGCAGGAUGUGGCGUUCCCUGACUUCAGGUGUGAGGAAGGUCAGGAGGAGGGGAGCUGCCUGCCCCGCCCCCAGUGUCCCCAGGAGUGUGCCUGUCUGGACACCGUGGUCAGAUGCAGCAAUAAGCACCUCCAGGCUCUGCCCAGGGGCAUCCCCAAGAAUGUCACAGAACUCUAUUUGGAUGGGAACCAGUUCACGCUGGUUCCGGGACAGCUGUCCACCUUCAAGUACCUGCAGCUUGUGGACCUGAGCAACAACAAGAUCAGUUCUUUAAGCAAUUCUUCCUUCACCAAUAUGAGCCAGCUGACCACUCUGAUCCUCAGCUACAACGCCCUCCAGUGCAUCCCGCCUCUGGCCUUCCAGGGUCUCCGCUCUCUGCGCCUGCUAUCCCUCCAUGGCAAUGGCAUCUCCACCCUCCAAGAGGGCAUCUUCGCAGAUGUGACAUCCUUGUCUCACCUGGCCAUUGGUGCCAACCCCCUGUACUGUGACUGCCACCUCCGCUGGCUGUCCAGCUGGGUAAAGACUGGCUACAAGGAACCGGGCAUUGCCCGGUGUGCAGGGCCUCAGGACAUGGAGGGUAAACUGCUGCUCACAACACCUGCCAAGAAGUUUGAAUGCCAAGGUCCCCCAACUCUGGCUGUUCAGGCCAAGUGUGAUCCCUGCUUGUCCAGCCCAUGCCAGAACCAGGGCAUCUGCCACAAUGACCCCCUUGAGGUGUACAGGUGCACCUGUCCCAGCGGUUACAAGGGCCGAGACUGUGAGGUAUUCCUGGACAACUGUUCCAACAGCCCUUGUGGAAAUGGGGGGACCUGCCAUGCCCUAGAGGAUGAGGAAGCUGGCUUCACGUGCUCUUGUCCUACUGGCUUCGAAGGACCGACCUGUGGGGUGAACACAGAUGACUGUGUGGAGCAUGCCUGUGUCAAUGGGGGUGUCUGUGUGGAUGGUGUAGGCAACUACACCUGCCAGUGUCCCCUGCAGUACACUGGAAGGACCUGUGAACAGCUGGUGGACUUCUGCUCCCGAGAUCUGAACCCAUGUCAGCAUGGGGCCCAGUGUAUGGCUACUCCAGAUGGGCCCAGGUGUGAGUGUGCACUCGGCUACACGGGUGACAACUGCAGUGAGAAUCAGGAUGACUGCAGGGACCACCGCUGCCAGAAUGGGGCCCAGUGCGUGGACGAAGUCAACAGUUACUCCUGCCUCUGUGCUGAGGGCUACAGGGGACAGCUCUGUGAGAUCCCUCCCCACACACCAGCCCCCAGUAGUCCCUGUGAGGGGGCUGAGUGCCAGAAUGGGGCCCACUGUGUGGACCAGGGCAACCGGCCUGUGUGCCAGUGCCUCCCAGGCUUUGGUGGUCCCGAGUGUGAGAAGUUGCUCAGUGUUAACUUUGUGGAUCGAGACACUUACCUGCAGUUCACUGACCUGCAGAACUGGCCACGGGCCAACAUCACCCUGCAGGUCUCCACGGCAGAGGACAAUGGGAUUCUGCUGUACAAUGGGGACAAUGACCACAUUGCCGUUGAGCUGUACCAGGGCCAUGUGCGAGUCAGCUAUGACCCCGGCAGCUAUCCCAGUUCUGCCAUCUACAGUGCUGAGACGAUCAAUGAUGGGCAGUUCCACACUGUCGAGCUGGUCACCUUUGACCAGAUGGUGAAUCUCUCCAUCGAUGGCGGCAGGCCCAUGACCAUGGACAACUUUGGCAAACACUACACGCUCAACAGUGAAGCUCCCCUCUAUGUGGGAGGAAUGCCCGUGGAUGUGAACUCUGCUGCCUUCCGCCUGUGGCAGAUCCUCAAUGGCACCAGCUUCCAUGGAUGCAUCAGAAACUUGUACAUCAACAAUGAGCUGCAGGACUUCACUAAGACACAGAUGAAACCGGGUGUGGUGCCAGGCUGUGAGCCCUGCCGCAAGCUCUACUGCCUGCAUGGCAUCUGCCAGCCCAAUGCUACCCCAGGCCCCGUGUGCCACUGUGAGGCUGGAUGGGGGGGGCUGCACUGUGACCAGCCAGCUGAUGGCCCCUGCCAUGGCCACAAGUGUGUCCAUGGGAAGUGCGUGCCUCUCGAUGCUCUUUCCUACAGCUGCCAGUGCCAGGACGGGUACUCGGGGGCCCUGUGCAACCAGGCUGGGGCUGCAGCAGAGCCCUGUGGGGGCCUGCAGUGCCUACACGGCCACUGCCAGGCCUCAGCCACCAAGGGAGCACACUGUGUGUGUGACCCUGGCUUUUCUGGCGAGCUGUGUGAGCAAGAAUCCGAGUGCCGGGGGGACCCUGUUCGGGACUUUCACCGGGUCCAGAGGGGCUAUGCCAUCUGCCAGACCACGCGCCCACUGUCGUGGGUGGAGUGCCGGGGCACAUGCCAGGGCCAGGGCUGCUGCCAAGGCCUGCGGCUGAAGCGGAGGAAACUCACCUUCCAGUGCAGCGAUGGGACGUCGUUUGCCGAGGACGUGGAGAAACCCACCAAGUGCGGCUGUGCGCUCUGCGUGUAGAGCCGCGUGGACCGGCGGGCACAGCGGCCGGCAGCUGGGCUGGGGUGCGGGCAUCACCAGGACGGCGCCUGGACCUUGGUGGGCGCGGGGACACGUGAACAGCCUUGCGAGCAGACUGUGCUGUGGCCGGGGCAGAAAGGCCGGGCCCCAGUUGGGGCCACCUUCUCCGGAAGUGCCUUGCACAAAUAGGCGCUUAAUAAAUAUUUGUUGAAUGAA
This is a messenger RNA of Dipodomys spectabilis (banner-tailed kangaroo rat), 4641 nucleotides long. RefSeq names its product slit guidance ligand 1 (gene Slit1). Gene Ontology annotation, molecular function: Roundabout binding; calcium ion binding; heparin binding. The record is from RefSeq and is a predicted model, not a curated record. NCBI's taxonomy places the organism in Eukaryota, Metazoa, Chordata, Mammalia, Rodentia, Heteromyidae. The transcript has 35 exons. Gene Ontology annotation, biological process: negative chemotaxis; axon guidance. The coding region runs from base 97 to 4425 and encodes 1442 amino acids.